AUGGCCCCCAAGCCGCGCGACGGCGACCGAAGCGAUUCCGAAAGCGAUGCCAAUACGCCGAUACCCCCGUUUUCGAACCCGCCUGCCAACCACCCCCUGUUUACAACCAAGUACGAUACCCUUGAUGAUCUGAUGGAGGUUCUCCACGAUCACGCAGCGAAGGCACACUUUUCCGUUGUCAAGGGCCGAAGUUCGAACAAGGUGGAGGACAUCGGUUAUACCAGAUUCGAUAUCCUGUGCCAAAAAGGCAAGAUUCGGCCAUCAGAAGCUCAUUCUCGGCCAUCUUCAACAAACAAAAGGGGUUGCAAGUGGCAAGCCGUUGCCACUGCGCUCAAACGCAACGGGAGAAAAUGGUCCUGCGAGCUUGUUGAUGGCGCCACCGAGCACAACGACCACCCUACCCCUACCGAAAGUGAUGACUUCGUCGCCACACGAUCUUUUGAACCGGAACACAAGGCUCUCAUCGCAAGUUAUCUUGACCGGCCGGCCAUCAAGAACCGAGAAAUUGCCAUCGAGCUUCGGCGCCAGUUCCCAGGUAUCCUGUUCACAUCGAAGCAACUCCGCAACGCGCGCCAUCGCCUCCGCAAGCAGUCUCGAGGCGGUCACACCCCAUUCCAGCUUAUGAUGAAGCUGCUUGACGAGAAGGGGAUUUAUUACCAAGUUCUAUGGGCCAAGGACUCUUCUAACAACGAAGGAGUCGAGAUGCGGAAGCCUGAGGGCCUGUUUUGGACUACUACCUGGUGUGAGCAGCAGUGGGUUCGGUACCCCUGGGUACAAAUACUGAUCAACAACGAGAGGCAAGAAGGCUUCGACUGGCUCAUGGAUGCCGUUAACUCUCCAUGCGCAAUGCCGUUGCUAAGAUCGCCAAAAAAGUGGAACAAAGCCGCUGUUGCCGAAGUUGCCAUCGCCCUGGCCGCUCAAGAAGAGCUUCGAAUCGCAACACAAGCUCAGGGGCAGCCUAUAGCUACACCACCAAGCGCCCAGAGGGCUGAGGAAGAAGAUCCGGUUUUUGAAGGUCAAAAGAGAAUCGCCAACCGCGUGAACCCAGAUCCAGAGCAACAAGGCGAGCCUUUGCCACCUGUUCAGGGGGUUGUUGAGUACUCGAUGGCUGGCCUCUAUAAGUUGUGGGUGCAUAUGGUAUACGCAGCUACUGUGGAGGACUUCAAUCUGGCAUGGGAGAAGCUCCAAGCCUACUUUCCACAGCAAACAGCUAUACUGAAGUAUCUCGAAGAAAGCUGGCUGCCGCGCACUACAAGCCCUGUUGGAUCGAUCAACUUCUACCUGAAGUCUUUCGUUGUGAACGGCAACACUACUGUUGAGGAGCUUGGAACCCAGUCAUUCGCCAUGGUCGAGGCAAUGGAACGGCGCAUUGCAGAUGCUACUAGGGAACAAAAGAACCGGAUUCUUCGUGAAUAUCUCGGUGUGCCUUGGCUUGGAAAGGCGCCGUUUACCGUAUCUCGUAAGGCUUUGAAGCUGGUUAUGAAGCAAUACAGGCUGAUGCUCGGCGCCGUCAAAUCCAAUAGCAAUCCACGGCCUUCAGAUCUACCGCCCUUUCCAUCCAGCCAGCCGCCUGACAACGGUCAAUCAGCUGCCAGCGGGCGUGGCCGUGGCCGUGGCCGUGGCAGUGGCAGUAGUGGCGCCGCUCGUGCUCGUGGCGGGAACCUUAGAGGCUCGAUCCGAAGAGUGCCCUCGUCGCAGUGGAAUGGCUGGAAUACCGUCAAGUGCGCCCGCCAGAGGUCGAGGGUCAAGGGGGGUAUCAGGAAGCGACCCGCCGCACGCAGGGCCAGUCGUCAGGUAACCCAGCAAGUGGCUGAACAGGCGGCAACCCAGAUUGAGCUAGAAAUGGAAGAAUUGGCUUUGGAAUUGCUUGCGCACGCGCUGGUUGCUCCCUUGCGCGAGUGGAGGGCGGGGGCGGUGUGGAAAAUACAGUACGGGGAGACGCUUCCUACAGUACGAAGAGACAUUCUCUUUGCUAAACAUCACAGCUUCCGAUUCAUCGCGCUGAACACUCUGAUAAGGCAACAGGCGAGGGGUCAGAGGCGAUUCUACGUCAGCAAGAACCACCGCACACCUCUUACGAAGGAAGCCCUUCAAGAGGCGCUUGCCGACCCAGACAGACCGGAAGCUCAGGCUAUCCUCAACCGGAUCUUUCGCUUUGCUGGUGUCAUCAAAGGCACACGUCCCUUUUGGUACCGUCGACGUCGUGAGUGCGAGUCUUUUGCACACUGCCUUGGUGUGCCCUCUACUUUCAUCACCCUGAGCCCGGCCGAUCUGCACUGGCAGAGCCUCUAUCAGCACAUGCCCGAAUACGAGAACUGGAAGGCCCUUGAUGAGCUAAUUACCGGGAUCUACAACGUCCCUGAAACAACCCCCCGCGACAGGAUGAACGGAAUCACCCCGAAAGCCGACAGCUACCACGGCCGUUCGAAUUUGACGAAGAUCGAAGAGGAGGUGAUUGUUCAAUAUGUACUUGACCGAGAUUCGCGUGGGCUUUCGCCUAGGCCUGCAGACGUGAUUGAUAUGGCCAAUCUUCUACUUCAAGAACGCGAUGCGCGACACGUCGGAAAGAACUGGACAAGCCGCUUGAUUGCACGCCGCCCAGAGUUAGAUACGCGUUUUAAUCACCUCUAUGACUAUCAAAGAGGUCUCUGUGAAAAUCUUGCAAUUAUUGAGCCAUGGUUCCGACGGGUUGCCAACAUGCGUGCGAAAUACGGCAUCCUCGACUGCGACUUCUACAACUUCGACGAGACGGGCUUCAUGAUGGACAUGAUACGGCCAGGCAUGGUGGUUACGCGCUCGGAUCGGGUUGGUAAACUAAAGGCCAUUCAGCCGGGCCAUCGAGAAUGGGCGACGGCAAUUUGCAGCAUCGCUGGCGACGGUAGUGUCUUCUUCCUCGCCUUCGUCGUCUUCCUCAAGAGCUGCAGCAUCCUCACGAGCCAGCCGAGCAUCAGCCUCUCCGUCAGCAAGCAACGCAUCAUGUGUAUCCUCGAUCUCGGGAUCAACAGAAUCGAGGGCAUCAAUGAUGCGCUGAUACGCUCGCGGCGUCAGCUUCCUGAGUUUGCCGCCGAGCUUGUAGCUGCGGCUGUUGCUUGCGAGGGCGGCCGCGUGGCUUGCCCGCCGAUGCUCAACGGGGCCAUCACCGCUGCAGAUGACGCCAUGACAGCGAGUAGGGACCUUGUUCGUGUUCCAGGAAGUGUUGUGGUCAAGGGCGCUGCGUUGGUUCUUCUAGAACAGCACGAGGCGCUCGAAGACGCUCUUGAGGUCAACCCUGGAUGUGACCAGCCACACAUUCACGGCAUAUUUGACCGUUUCCUCUGGAUGUUUCCCGGCCAAUCUGAAUCUGGCAAGCGAUUGCUCGUACGCUUUGGGAGUACUGGCAGACAGCAAAAGGAGGUCGGGAUUCUGCUUGAAGAGCUCCAGGCCGCUCUUGGGAGAGAUGGUAAGAGAGGUAAUGCGAUUUUGGUUGUCCCGGGUGUCGAUGUACUCGUACUGGCUCUCAGCAGGCACAAGGAAGUCCUCGUACAAGGUUUGGAGUGGCGAACGGCCCCGGAGUUCCUGGCGGCGAUGUUGUUGAAGAAGGUUCGUUAUGUCCUUGCCCAUGACUCCAACCCGAGCAGCAUCUAUCGCAGCAAGGAUGUGAGAAGGUCUACUGCCAGCGUUGGCCAUCUGGAUGACCUCUUCCUGAUGGACAGCCAAAACUCGGGUGCGUCCUGGGGGUCGAAUACCAAGGAGGUGGUCGAACUGGCCUGGCAGGCCCGGUGGGAACAACAGAGAGCUAGUCAACAAAGUACUACUCGACAGAGGGUAUUAAACAGGAGGAUAGCCGACGAAGACCCCCCAGCCCUCUUAUUUACCGACAAAGCUCUGACGAGACACGAAGGUCUUACAAAGGCGCAGAGCUCCCUCCUUUCCCAGGCCCGUAUCGGGGAUAUAGGCCUCCGGGACUACCUGUUCAGGGUGAAAGUCCCGGAGGUCCGUACCCCCUAUUGCGAGUGCGGGAGGGGCAGGGAGACAGUGGAGCACUUGGUGGUUUGGUGCGCCGACCCGCCGUUACAAAGGCCGUGGGACGGCAGAGAGAUUCGGUCACAUCGGGACCUACAAACCGUAUUACGGGGAGUAGGUGCCCGGAGCAGAAGAUUUGUUAGGAAGGUCCUUGGCUGGCUGAUGGACUCUGGCCGGCUACUGGAGUAUAGGCUGGCCAGAAGGCUGGAGCUAGAAACAGUGGAUGGGGAGGGCUAG
Chaetomium globosum CBS 148.51 is the source of this 4239-nucleotide messenger RNA. RefSeq lists its product as uncharacterized. The coding region runs from base 1 to 4239 and encodes 1412 amino acids. Lineage: Eukaryota; Fungi; Ascomycota; Sordariomycetes; Sordariales; Chaetomiaceae. The transcript is spliced from 17 exons. The record is from RefSeq and is a predicted model, not a curated record.